AUGGUAGGCUUUAUAGCCUUCAGUAGAGGCAACGACAGUGUUACCGCCAGCGAUGAGUCUCAAGGACCAUCUAUGAUGAGUGCUGCAGUUUUUGACCGAGAUCUGUACGACUAUUCUGACAUAGAAGAAGAUAUAAAUGAAGAUGAUGAGCAUAAUCACCAUCAUCUCCAUGAUCACAGUGCAUCGCCACCACCUACAAUAGCAGACCAGUAUCAGAAGUAUGGUAUAGGUGCUCGGCUUUUGAUGAAGAUGGGGUUCCAGCUGGGUAAGGGAUUAGGUGCCAAUGGUGAAGGUAUAGCAACACCCAUUGAGACUCAACUACAACCAAAAGGCAUGGGAGUUGGAGGAGUCUCAGAAAAGAAUAAUAGUAAUAAACAUCAAGAUAGGAUUAAGGAUUCGACUAGUCAACUGUUGGAUCAAUUGCCCAAGUUGUAUCAACUAUUAAAGCAUGUUGAGAAACUACCGAUACAAAUCCCCAGUUAUUACAUAGAAUUGAAUAACAAGUGCUCUCAGUUCAAGACCCCACCGGUUACAGAAACCGAAACACAGGCGUAUUUCCAACUUGUUAAGGAAGUUAAAACUGCGUUCAGAAAUCUAUCGGAGUUCAGAGAUGCCUAUGUCCAAUUAGACUCCAAGAAAGAAUAUCUUGAAUCAAGUAUUGCCGAUUGCAGACGUAUGUUACAUCUAGAAUCUACGGCAGCUGAAACCAUAUAUGGUGUUCUAACUGGGCUACGAGAAUUGGAACGAACUUCAUCAGACAUAGAUCAUGAUGUUGUUGUUCUACAGGCCUUACAAAAACUACCUAGUUGCAAGGUAUAUCCUAGAAUCAGAGAAGUCUAUGUUUCUGUAGCCAAAUUGAUUGUACCUGGGAUCAUCAAGAAUUAUUUUGAUAAGGUAUCUCUGGAUCUUGAACCUCUCUAUCGAAUGACUUCAAUGUUCAAAAGUAUUGCUUAUCUGACUGAUGAUCCAAUGGAAGAUACAGAGCUUACUGUUUGGGAUGCAUAUAUUAUCGAGCAGUUAAAACCGUUUGUGGAACAAGUUUUGGAUCCUCGUAUGAAGAGUGACCAUUGGCUUUUGCUAAAUAGAAUUAUCCAGGACAACGAUAAACUCUAUUGCAGUGAAAAGAAUGUAUGGAUGGAAGUAUCAGAAAUAGUUCUUUCUAAGCUAAACCGCUUUAUCAAAUCCGAAUGGGAUUUAGAGGCUUCAAUAGAUAUUUGUGGGUAUUUAUCUCGAAUAAUGGAAGUAUUUCAACUUUCCAAACACCCACAAUUUACGCUAUUGGUUGAUGAAGUAGUCAAGAUAUAUCUUGAUGUGUUCAGUUCACAGCUGGAGCAUUGUAUCUGGCAAGCACCAUAUAAAACUGCUAUGAAUGUGCUUGACUGUUUCAGUUUUGGUUUCUUGAGUGGACUUACAAAAGUGGAGACCCUUAAAACCACUAUUUUAGUUGGAAUUUUAAGUUUCCUAACAGACUUAAAAUGGGACACUUCUCUUUGUUAUGACAAAUUGGAUAUUGUAUUUGAACUUUUAAUCAGACAGUCAAAUAUCUUUCCUAAUUGGACUACAGUUAUCAUCCUUGAGUUUAUGGUACUUAAUCCGUUUGUUCUUCAUAUUUGUCAUCUGAUUGAAGACACUAUCAGUGUGAGCAAGCAGAUCCAUUCGUUUUACUAUUAUCUUCAAGACGUUAUACGGAAGUAUAUGCUUCAACAGGAUGAAUUCAAAAGUCUCUUCAAAUGGUACAUGAAUAUAACCUUAGAACUAAUAGAAAGUUACACGGCAACAGGGGUUGUUCAUAUGAAGGAGCUUCCCAGUAUUAAUGGAGAUAUUCAACCUUCAACUACAAAACUAGAACAAGUUAUUUUAGAGCAAGAGCACUCGGUGAAGGGUCUCAAACAGACACUGUAUAUGACAACGUUUAAAGAUGUUGUUGAAAAGUAUUGCGAGGAAGCUUUUAUUGGUAUGACCUUAUUACAAUCCCAUAGUAUGAAAGGACAAGUUUUUCAAUUUUCUGGAGCUGAUAUUUCAAAGCGGAUCUUCGGCUAUAUCUCGGAUGAUGUGCUUUAUGUAAGCGACCAACACACUGAUCUUGAGUCAUUUGAGCCAGUGAGUCUUGACGAAUUAAGAAACAUGAUAGUGGAGACAACAUAG
Lizanozyma spartinae is the source of this 2145-nucleotide messenger RNA. Its product is annotated as mRNA splicing protein. Gene Ontology annotation, molecular function: nucleic acid binding. NCBI's taxonomy places the organism in Eukaryota, Fungi, Ascomycota, Pichiomycetes, Serinales, Debaryomycetaceae. Gene Ontology annotation, biological process: spliceosomal complex disassembly. Bases 1 to 2145 code for a protein of 714 amino acids. Gene Ontology annotation, cellular component: U2-type post-mRNA release spliceosomal complex. The transcript has a single exon. The record is from RefSeq and is a predicted model, not a curated record.